This is a messenger RNA of Puntigrus tetrazona (Sumatra barb), 2385 nucleotides long. Its product is annotated as interferon alpha/beta receptor 2-like. Gene Ontology annotation, molecular function: protein binding. NCBI's taxonomy places the organism in Eukaryota, Metazoa, Chordata, Actinopteri, Cypriniformes, Cyprinidae. The record is from RefSeq and is a predicted model, not a curated record.
AAAUCUGAGAAAAAUAAAUCACAGGAUGUCUCUGGGAGAACAGAUGAGAAACAACUGAUUGAUCAAAAUCACGCAAGCAUUGCAAAAUGUAUGUAAUACCAAGGAUACUAACAACCAUUGCUUUGUUUCACACGGGAUUGUGCAUGGAAAUACCUGCUCCUGUACAUCUGGUCCUGUCUUCACAAUAUUUUGUCCACUUGUUGUCCUGGAAAAUGGGGCCAGGCUCUCCUGACGGUGUCCACUAUACAGUCGGCGUGCAUGCGCUCAAGUAUUGGGGAGACUUGGUGGUGAAGGAGUGUGAAAAGGUAACAUUCCCUCUGCAAUGCAAUCUCACAGAAGCAUUUUCUGAUAUGGAGGACACCUAUUACGUCCACGUGACUGCUGCUCUGGGCAACCUCACCUCGACACCUUCUUUCUGCAACCCAUUCAAACCCAUUUAUAAUACCACCUAUGAACCUCCGCUGCUGACAGUAACUGCGUGUAAUCAGUCUCUCUGUAUAUAUCUCAGAGCACCUGCUGAGAACCUCCACCACGUCUACAAUUCAUUCAAGUCUUACUAUAGAUUGACAGUCAGCAGUGAAGAUAGAGCAGAGUUUUACGUGGAUACUGAAGGGUUAAAUAAUGUGACCCUCAAGGACCUGGCCCCUGGCCGAAGGUACUGUGUGAAUGUCAGCAUCACUGAUCACAGCCCACCCAACAGACCAGCAGUAUGUGCCUCCGCUCCCGAAAGAUCAAAUGUUUCAGAUGUCAUUAUCUCUGUUAUCCUGUGUCUGCUGAUGGUGCUGUUAGUGAUGUGCACACCAAGAUAUGUUUAUUGCCGUUUCUGUGUAAAAAGAGAUCUUCCUCCAGCUCUGAGUUCAUUUCAGAGUACAGAUAAAGUUAUUCUCGUCACUGCUGAUGAAUCUAUUAAUGAGGUCCAUGAGGAGAGCAGCGCCAUUGAAAAGAUAAAAACAAACAAAGAGGAAAAUAACCUGAAGGAAGAGACAGAGGAGGUUUUGAAACAUGAGACACUAAUGGCACACUAUCUGAACACUCGAGGUUCCCUGCUCUGUUUUCCAACGUCAUUUAGCUCUGUUUUGCUUAUUAAUCAAACUCCAGAUACAAGCCUCGCACCUUCCACAGAUGCUCAGAGUGGUAGUCUGAUUGUGUUUGAAGGCAGUCAAAUCCAUACUGAACAAACAGCUUCGGCUAGGUUCCCUAAAGGAGUCAGCGCACUUCAGAAUUUCAGUUCUGUUUUCACACACAUGGGCGAUGAAGACCAAGAGAGCAGUACAGAUGUUAACCUGUUUUCUGUGAUGUUAGGCGGAGUUUCUGAUAAAAACUGCAACACUGAGGAUGUGCAGGUAUCAUGUCCUCAGCAUCUGUUACAGACUUGUGCUACAUCUACCUGGAUUUGUGAUUCACAGUCCCAAAACCCUCAAAAGUCCGUUCAAAUUAACGUUUCAGAGGAAGAAGAUGAUGACGAUUCAGGGUACUUAAGUCGAAAUUAGAUUCCUCAAGAAAUUGUUGGGUCUGGAUGCCCCUUUACAGUUCUUUACCGCCGAAGUCACUCUUGUUAAAAUAAAGACACGACAAUUUGUUCAAUUUAAGAGCUUGCAAGUGGCGUCUUCAGUUGCAAGCGGGAGCAAAACGGUCCAGUCUGCCUUGGUUUGCAUCUGAAAGCCCCACCAGAAAACCUCCUUUUUAUUGUGAAAAGAUAAGAAAACACACCAUGUUACAAAGUGGAGCAAGGUUGAGUUCUGAGAUUAAGACUGUCUUCCCAAAACUUGCGAGAAAGCGGCCUUGGUACGCGAUAAGCAGGAACUGAGUCCAAGAUAUGAGAGAACAAGCAAUCCUUGAAGAUAUGCACACACAUCUGCUCUGGAAAUUUCCAUCAUGCAGUCACUUAAUGUCAACAUUAAGUUAUAGAAAAUCAUGUUUCAUCUAACAGAAAUGAACAGUCUUUUACAUCAGUUGAGACUGAGAAUAGAUAUGGCAAUCUUAAAGCACACACAAAGCAUUCUGAGAUGUAUACUUUUUUUUGUAUUUUAAGUGUUAUUAUUAUUGUCUUUUCAAUAUGCAUUUCAGUCUGAUGGAGAUCAUGGCAUACCAAUAUGUAUUACUCUUAUUUGUCUGGAUAAGGAACAAGUGUUUAUUGGCAGACACCAUGGGCCAGGCAGGAUUGGGUAGUGGAGAAGGGUGCAAUUGCAAAACUAUUUUUCAUCUAAUGAAUAUUGAGAAUAGUGAGUUACUUACUAUAAAGAAUAUAAAUGUAUAUAAAUGUGCUGAAAUUUAAUUUCCUAAUAGUAAGAAAUAAACCAGGGAGGUUUCUAUUUCUAGUAUUACUGUUACAUUCUAAUUUAAUUUUGCAAUGGGUCUCUUUAUUAAAGCAUUAAGUACACAGUU